Messenger RNA from Thyridium curvatum, 261 nucleotides. RefSeq lists its product as uncharacterized. NCBI's taxonomy places the organism in Eukaryota, Fungi, Ascomycota, Sordariomycetes, Thyridiales, Thyridiaceae. The record is from RefSeq and is a predicted model, not a curated record. The transcript is spliced from 2 exons. Bases 1 to 261 code for a protein of 86 amino acids.
AUGACCAGCUCCAAGGGCCGCAGUGGUUUGGGUCUUGAUUCUAAUACUGCUGGGACACCUGCAGAUCACCGCAAUACCCUUGCCCUUGGGUCUUAUCUGCACGCCCUCUCCGAACAAUCCAUGCUCGAUAAAUUCGUUUACGACACCUCCACCCUACAGGAUCGCCUCCUUCAAGGAACCCUCCACCCUACCACUGGUGGCACCACCAUUGCCGCCAAUACCUACCAUACGCAAGCCAAACUCCCGGACCAGACAUUUUGA